AUUUAUUCAUUGUUGCAAACUAUUUUUUAUUUUUAUAAACUUUUAAAAGAAAUCAUGAUUUUAAAAUUAUUGUCGUUAAAUGGGAUGAUUUUUUUGAUACUCACAGUUCUCACUGAAAAGUGCAAUGCUCAAAAUCUGGCUCUCAGAAAGGAGACGAUAUGUAGUUCAGUUUUCGAUAACCUUUCUUUACCAUCUAACUUGGUGGAUGGUGACUCAAAUCCUAACUAUUCCAGUGGGCAUUGUUAUCAUGGGAGCGAUGGUCCUGGUGGUCCCAAUUGGGCAGUUGUGGAUCUCGUGGAUUCCUAUUAUGUGGAUUAUGUGAAUCUUUUUUCGAGAGACUAUUGUUGCCCCGAACGCAUGGAUUAUUUCGUGAUCGGACUGGAUUCGAAAAAUUAUAAUGGUUUGGACGUUGUAAGAGGUACUUAUCCUCUCUGUGGUCAAUACAAGUACAAGGCAGUUGGUGGUGGAAAGCACACAUUGAAGUGCAAUGCCCACCUCACAUCAGCCCAUCGUUACGUCAUUGCUCAACAGCCUGUUUACGGACCUGGAGCGUUUUCCAUCUGCGAACUGGAAGUUUUUGCUGCUAAUUAUCUCAAUUCUAAAAUUUGGAAACGUUUUUUCAACCGGCGUUUAUCUGGAUAUGUUUCAGGUAGGUUAGUUGUUAAUGGAAGAAUAAAAUGUUUACUGACAUGCAUUCCAGGAUCAUGUGAUUCCGUUAAUUUUCAAGUAGAUGGGUCAGUUUGUGAGCUGAACAGGCAUUUGAAUGGCUACCUACUAAGUAGCUUAAACUUAAGUUCAGGGUGGAGUUUCUACGAAGUUCAAUAUGCUUAGCAGUUCAAAUUCUACAAGUAUGAACAACUCUUGUAAUCAAUUGUGACACUUAAUUCAAGUUUGAUAAAAGUUUGAAACAAUGCUUGCAACAUUUAAAAACAUAAAAAAAUAGCUCUCAAAAGAUAACUCUAUAUAUUCUUUAUUUGCAUUAACUCAAUAUGUAAAAAAUUAAUAAUUAUCUUAUAUGUGAUGAUUUUUAAUUAAUAUGAAACACGACUUUAGGCGGCCGAAGGCUAUUUUAAAGCGUAACGAUGUUUAUUAAAAUUUUGUGUGAUAAUUUAAAGAUUUUUUUUGUGAAUC
This is a messenger RNA of Helobdella robusta, 1131 nucleotides long. RefSeq lists its product as hypothetical. The record is from RefSeq and is a predicted model, not a curated record. NCBI's taxonomy places the organism in Eukaryota, Metazoa, Annelida, Clitellata, Rhynchobdellida, Glossiphoniidae. The coding region runs from base 55 to 831 and encodes 258 amino acids. The transcript is spliced from 5 exons.